ACUUUUGAACUCAGUUUAGUCUUGGGUAGAUUGUGAAACAUUUACUUGUUCAACAGAAUGAAGUCGAGUGCUUUAGUGCUGUUUUUGUCAUAUUUGCUUUUGGUAGAGCCAACUUUUUCAGUUGCAGAUCCUGUUAAGGAUCAACAAGAAAUUAAAAAUCAAGACAGCGAAGAUCAGUGCAAUUCAUAUUGUUUUUUAAUUUUCAAACCCGUUCUCGACCAUUUCGUUGAGUUAAAACAAGCAGCCAACACCAGCAAUGAACUAAAGGAAAAAAUAAAUACGUUGGAACUCUCUAACAAGGACUUGCAGAUCCAGCUAUCAAAUGCCGAAGGUCUAGACAAGAACAGUAAAUUACUUAUUAAUUUUAAAGAUGAACAAAUUAAGCAGAUAAGUAAACAACUUAAGGACAAGGAUGAACAAAUAAGGGAGAUGAACCAACAACAUAAAGUCAAAGAUGAUAAGAUUAAUAACCAAUCUGAUCUGCUCAAGAACAAAGAAGAAACUAUUUCAAACUUGCAGAGCCAGCUUGCAAUCGCUAAAAUACAAAUCGAAAAUAAAGAUAAUCUAAUUCAUAUAAAAGAAGAUCAAAUUAAAGACAAAAGUGAAGAGAUUAAAAACAAAGAAGAACUCAUACAACUAAAGGAACAACAAAUAAAGGACAAAGAUAAAAAUAUAAAUAAUAAAAUUACUCAAAUCAAUGACCAAAGUGCCGACAAUAUGAACAAAGCUAAACAAAUCGAUGAGUUAACGAACCAAAUAAAGUCCAUCUCGGAAAAGCUAACUGAGAAAACUGACCUGGUUUCGAGGUGCAGCCGAAUGGAUUGUCCAAGUGAAGGUCCAACUGGCAUUUACAACAUGGUAAUACGCGGAAUAAAUGCCUUUGAAGUUCCCUGCAAUUCAACUGGUUGGAUGACAAUUCAGAGGCGUAUGGACGGAUCAGAGAACUUCAACCGAAACUGGGAUGAUUAUAAAAAAGGAUUUGGGGACGUUAAACGAGAGUUCUUUAUCGGGCUCGAAAAGUUGCAUCUCAUGACGGAGGCACAACCAUACGAACUUUACAUCAACCUAAGGGAUAUAAAUGGAACGAGCCGCUACGCAAAGUACGAUAAUUUCAAAGUUGGGAGUGAGAUGGAGGGAUAUGAGCUGACAACGAUAGGGAAAUAUUCUGGUACAGCAGGUGACUCCCUAAAAUACCAUGAAAAUUCAAUGUUCAGCACACAGGAUCGGGAUAAUGAUUCUCACUGCGCAAGGAGUCACAAUGGAGGUUGGUGGUUUAAAACAUGUUUUCAAAGCUCACUCAAUGGAAAAUAUUAUAAGGACGGUAAAAAACCAUACCAAGAAAGUUACGGAAUUACUUGGGGUACUUGGAAAGAAUACGACUACACAAUCUCCCUUACGUUUGUUGAAAUGAUGAUACGGCCUAAAUCCAUUUGAGUUAGACAAGUUUCAUUAUAGUGAAGCAGAGACUUUUUACAAGUUUAAGCCAGAACAAAAAAAAUACAAAUUUAAAAAAAAAAACCUUUUCUAAAUUUGCAAAAAAUAAAAGAAACUACAGAAAUUUA
Molecule: messenger RNA, 1562 nt
Organism: Drosophila rhopaloa
Lineage: Eukaryota; Metazoa; Arthropoda; Insecta; Diptera; Drosophilidae
Product: fibrinogen-like protein 1
Exons: 2
Coding region: 58-1434 (458 amino acids)
Source: RefSeq, a predicted model, not a curated record